This is a messenger RNA of Haliotis rubra (blacklip abalone), 5209 nucleotides long. RefSeq names its product pyridoxal kinase-like. Lineage: Eukaryota; Metazoa; Mollusca; Gastropoda; Lepetellida; Haliotidae. Gene Ontology annotation, cellular component: cytosol. The transcript is spliced from 10 exons. The record is from RefSeq and is a predicted model, not a curated record. Bases 36 to 962 code for a protein of 308 amino acids. Gene Ontology annotation, biological process: pyridoxal 5'-phosphate salvage. Gene Ontology annotation, molecular function: pyridoxal kinase activity.
CAGUACAGAUGGUUGUACAUUGUUGAGGUCUAGAUAUGGAGGUAGAUGAGAUCGGUACAAUGGUGACAGGUAGCUGGGUCCUGUCCAUACAGCCAUCACUUGUAUGGGGAUCGUCGGGAAGCAGUCUGACAGCAUUCAUAUUGCAGGUACAUGGAUUUGACGUCAGCACCAUCAACUCAGUUCAGUUUUCUAAUCACACAGGGUAUGGAAAAUUCAAAGGUCAAGUCUUAAACGACCAAGAUGUCACUGACCUCUAUGAGGGUCUCAAGGUCAACAAUUUACUGCAAUUUUCACAUAUUUUAACAGGGUACAUAGGUUCAAAGUCAUUCCUAGAAAAAGUUAAAGAAAUAAUUCAAGAACUCAGAAGUCAUAAUCCUAGUCUAAUAUAUGUGUGUGAUCCUGUUAUGGGGGACAAUGGAAAAAUGUAUGUUCCAGAAAACUUGCUGGAUGUUUACAGAGAGUCCAUCGUUCCUUUAGCAGACAUUGUAACACCCAACCAGUUUGAACUAGAACUUUUAUCAGGGUCCAAAGUAACAAAUGAGAGUGAGGCUCUAGCAGCAAUGGAGAUGCUGCACAACAAGGGGGUGAAGACCGUCGUCCUUAGCAGCAGUAGCCUCGGCAGGGAUGGGGUGCUCAUCUGUCUUGCCAGUUCAAACAGAGAUGGAGCUAAGGAAUGCUACCGUAUAGAAAUACCACUGUUGCCAGCCAUCUUUGUUGGAACUGGUGAUCUGUUUGCCGCGUCACUCAUGGUAUGGAUGCAGAAAGACAACAGUCUCAAGGUUGCAUUUGAGAAGACGAUAUCUACUGUACAGGCUGUGAUAAGGAGGACACUAGACUAUGCCAAAAAGGUUGCAGGUGAGAAUAUGAAACCAACUCCAGCUCAGAUGGAGCUGAGGCUGGUGCAGAGUAAAGAUGAUCUGGAAAAUCCAGAGAUACUGUACACCGCAGAACUGUUCUCGUGAUGAUGACCCCCAGAUAGGAGGAUCAAACACCAGACAGUGACACUUCCUACUGUGCUAUCAUUGUUUGUAUAUUCUUUACAAAGAAAUUGAACAAAUUUGUGAUGUUUGAAAGCUGUUAUUUAUGUGAGAAUGUGAUUUGGAUAGAUAAAAAGACUAUUUACCCAAGACUUUCAUAUUAAUCAACAGAUAUCACAGAUAUAUAGAUAAAUCAGAAAUAUUAUACAAAGAUAAGACCACUUUCAUAUUGUCUUAAAGGUUUUCAUGGGCAUUUUUUCAUGUUUCUUACGGAUGUAUAGUAUAUUGGCCCGGAUUGACUUGAGCUUAAGAAUUAACAAAAUAUAUUGUUUGUUUUAUGGGAAAUAUCAAGAAGCAAGCUGUUUAGGAAAAAGGGAAUUACUGCAUGAUCUCAAAGGAAAAAUUAUGAAAUCUUUUUUCUUAUAAAACGCUGUUAUGCACAGAACUAAUGUCUAUGACAUGCUUAAUUUCUUUGAAAGACAAUUUUGUAUUUCUUUAGACACAAGAACGUUUUUCUAUUUGAACAAUGUCGAUAUGUGCUUGCAUGACUUGACAUCAGACAUGACUAUUAUAUUCUUUCACAAGUUUAAGGUACCUUUCACAAUCAUUACACAAAAGUAACAUGAUGAAAUGAUAAAAAAAGGCAACAAGAACCAUGGUGAAAACAGCUCAGUUUUCAUAAUUUUGUGUUUACCAACAUAUUGUUUCAGCAAUGUCUUAAGAAAGACACAAUCUGGUAUGGACCAAUGAUUCUGAAGCUUCCAUUUGAAUUAGUCACUAAUGAAUUAAAUCUAGAGUAACCUCCCCUUCUUCAAGCACAAACACAGUCUGUUUGGAUAUUUCUUUGUAAAAGGACAAACCUUUUACCUGCAGAUUUAUUGAAACAAGUAAUUAAUUUGGUCUGGCCUCAGUAUCAAAAGAGGUAUUUAAUAUUAUAUUAAGAGUGUUGUUAAUAAUAUAUUUCUUACUACCUUUUUUCAAAACAAAGUUGUGAAUCAUAUCUCGUACAAAGUCAAUGAAGUAUUGAUAAUUUUUCAACUUCAAAGAAAUGUGUGUGCAUUACACAAAGGAAAGCAGUACAUUCAACUCAUAUACAAGCAUUUUGCAGCUCAUCUGUGAGACAGGAAGUUAUAUUGGAUUACAUAUUUAUAUUGAGUUAUGCAGUAUUUUUCUUGGAACAAUGAAAUUAAAGAAAAACCGGCCUCAAAGUGCCAAGGAUAACCACCAGAUACUGGUUAUUGAGUGUGGCCUAUAUUUACUUUAAGAAACACUGAUUUGAUUUAUGAGUUCAGACAAAAAAAAUUGUACGAGUUCAUAAGAUGCUCCAACCUUUACUAAGUCAUUUUGAGAAUACCUCAUUCAGCACCAGUUAUGUUCUCGUAAUAAUCAGAUCAUCUAGACAGAGCCCAGUUUGAACAGGUGUGCUUCAGCAUGCUUCAGUGUUGUGUUCACAGCCUCACUUAUCCAGUGUAUAAAUACCUGCCCUAAUUAGAUACCAGAUCCACAACACAUUUGUAACGUUACGACCAGUCAUAACUCUACAGAUUACCAUACACUUACGAAUGCCGUAGCACUCCGAACACGUUGUGGAUCAGAACACAGUGCCAAUAGAUUUGUUUCAUGCCCAAGUGAACAAAGCUAAAAUCAACCAGCCAAUCAGAUUACUCUAAUAAGCAGCUGAAAUCCUGGGUCAAUUAGAAAAUGGAACAGAAUAAGAUGACGCGAAACAAGGCUAUGGUAGCCGAUGGGUCCAUGGUAUUUGUCAUAAUACAAUGGGAAAAUAUACACUGGAUGAUGAAGGAGGACUGUUGUUGAUGUGACAUACUGCUGAUGUGUUCAGAUUCUCCAUAAGCUUGAGUUCUUGGUGUAAGCAAAAGGUGUAGAUUAGUGUUACAUUGUGCAAAUAUUCAGAUUGCUAGAAGCUUUAGUCAAUGCAUUAUAACAUAAGGGACUGGUCAUUUAUUUGGGGGGAUGGGAUCAGGCAAGGGUCAGCCAAAAAUAUCACAGCCGCUUUUCAGGGAAAAACAUGACAAGGGGAGUGUCCUUCAAAAUAUGGCAAGCGUAAGGGGAGGGAUGUAUUUGUGUGUUCAAUAGUUCAUCAAAAACCUGAUUCCAUUCCAUUCUUUUCCCAAUGCUCUGGUAGUAAUGACUGGUUCUUAAAUACUUGACCUGACGGUUUUUUACCAAAAUACAUUCCAUCUGAACUUUAUUGAAGCUUCAGACUUCUUUAUCAUAUAUAAUCUGGAGAAGGCAUGUGUCACUGAAUAUUUAAGAUCCCCUUACCUGAAGGGAUGCAUUCCAGGGCUCUUGGCGCCAUGAUUUUCACAAGUCAUGUUAAGGUAUCGGAGUAACUAUCUCCUGAGAGUGAAGGUCACAUAUCAGGGCCAGAAGCCAUAAGUCAGUUAGUGAGUAUGGUUUUAUGCUGUUUUUAGCACUAUCACUUUAGGGGAUACAAGGUAUGGAAGUCCUUAGAGUGAAGUUCAUUUUGCAGAACAGGGCCAAAAGCCAUGAAUGAGUGAGAGGGGGUUCCCUAAAAAUCAUCAUCACCCCCUAGCCAUAAAAGUAUGAACGGUCGCUUACAACACUGUACCCUUUAGGCAGAUCCAGAGCAUGGGUUACUGAAGACCAAUUCUAACCCGGACCUUCACAGGUCUGUAGUCAUAUGAAAACAAUCUGGGGCUCUUUACUUUAUUUUCUGUCAUGACAAUGGAGAAGUUAAACCCUGGAUGAUCAAUUAUGGGACAGUUGCUGUAGUGUACUGAAAGAUAUUUGGAGUAAAUCGAGUCAGAGUUUAAAAUGGAAUCGUUUAUUACAAAAAUAUAUUGCACUAUUAAUCAUUGACAUGUACUGCCAGAGGGUUUUGUUACUUCCAUGUGUUAUAUAAUCUAGAUAUUAUUAUUAGUGUUACAAUUAUUAUUAUUGUGAUAUCAUUUGCAGAUACAAGCUAUGCAUUGCUCAGUGCGGCAGUAUUCCUUAGCAAUAACUGUGUGAAGUGAUGUUUGUGUGCGAGAAUUACCACCGCGGUAUAAUGUAAAGUGACUGUAGAUAAGCCGAUCUCACAGUUAAUCCUAUCUUAACCCUUGAAAUCAAAAUAGUAAGCCCAGUAUAUAAACUGGACCACUAAAAUACUUACAUGUAUUUUCAGUAUAUAUUUGUGUUUUUGGCAUAUCACUGGUGGACACAGAGAAAAUGUGUGAACAGCUGAUUGCUAUUUUGCUAGUUUUUUGGGGACAAGUACUGGGCUGGAUCCAGGAUUUUGAAGAAAGGGGGGUGCACAUAAAUCAUGAAGUCCAAAGGUUAGGGGGAAAUACUCCUCAGGGAAAAAUUUUCGGAGAGGGGGUGCUCACCCCUCCUCUGGAUCCGGCCCUGAAGUACACAUGGUAGCCUUAAUCCUUGCAUAUAAUACAAACACACACAAACACACACAAACACACCACACUCUCUCGUCCCUAAUGCCUGGCACAAAAAUAAGUACCACUGAAAUGGUGAAUCACGUCUGGUGAUGUUUCAUCACAGUUCACAUCUUCAUUGACAGUCGUGUUCUCUUGUUCAUUCACCUGAUCAAUGAACGGUAUAGUUUCUGACGAAAAAUACUUUGAUCAAAGUGUAACCUUUACAUAGGCCAACCCUUUUCAGCGGAUAUGUUUUUUGGGUCCAGAAAAUUCGGCUUAUCUCCAGUUACAUUCAGUGUUUCAUUGAUGUGUAAUCAAAAAGUAUACAUUGUGUGUAUAUAUCACAGCAAUUCAGUUCACUGCUGCUAGUUAGGCUACAAAUAUGGUCCAAUGUGACUUCAAACCAAUCUUUUUGAUAGAUGACCUCAUGUGUAAGAAAGUCCUUUGUUUUCUUCCAUUUGCGGAAUUUAGAAAUAACAUUAUAUUGAUUGAUGUGAGGACUUAACAAUCAAGAAGAGAAAUAUAAGUCAAUCAGUUUAUGAAAGGGUUAAAACAUUUCUCACAUGUAAAUUUUACUGCUAAUGCAGAAAGUUAAAAAUGAAGGUGUUUUGCCAAAAUAAGUUAAUUUUCACAUUUCAUCCAAAAUGUUUAAUGUGUUACUAUUUUAAUAUAGUGUAUACUGUUUGUCAAUGGAUGUUAUUCAUGAAUACCUAAUUGUCUAAUAGACAAAGUAUACUGAACAGCAAAAGAAACGCAAGUUUCGAAAAAAUGAAAUAUCAUGAAGGUAAGCAUUCAUGUUUAUGGAACGUUCAUGGUAAAGUGACGUAAUGAUCCUAGAUG